CGCGAAACAGACACGGGGCGCGCGAAGCCCGCAUCAGCUGCCAGGAGGGGGAGGACAAAGGUCUUUCCUUUUUGGACGGAUCCUUUGUACCGCCUGCCUUUCUCGGACUCAUGUCCGGAUGGGCAGGCGGGCGCUUGGGUAUAUAUACGCACGGCGGUGCGGGGAGAUGUACAACACCUUCCCUCCUCAGGCAGCGCCCGACCCGCAUUCGCAUUCGCACCAGCAUACCCGGCUCGCACAUACAUCCCAUUCCGUCUCAUACCCAUCCAUCGCAUCGGUCAGCAUGUUCCAAGUCGCGUCGCACCCCUCUUCCUUCGCCACACACGGCCAUGGGCACCACCACUCGCACCACUCGUCCUCGCAUCACUCGUCUGCGCAUGGCUCGCACGGCGUCAACUUGCCUCGGACCCUUCAGCGCCCUCAAUUCUACGAUAUCCCCUCCCGUAAUAUCACGGCGGUCGCGCCAGACCUUGCCGGUGUUCCUAUCGAAUACGUUCGCCGCGGACUGUACCCCCGAGCCAGAGAGAUGAUCGGCGGUAUCUCCACCCUCAACGUCCCCUCUACCAUGCCCGCGAACCACCUCCCAAAGCACCUCAACGUCGGCUGCCGCGCGACCCCCGGUGUCUCCUACCCCACCCACCUCCUCGCCGUCUGCGCCAGCAAGUCCGGCGAUGCGCACGCCAAGCUCGUCCCCACCCACGCACUCGUCCUCGCCGCGCACUGCGCGCACGUCGAGCCCCUCGACGCCGCCGCGCCGCAGCCCGGCGGGAGCGUGCUCCCCCUCCGCAUCGUCCGCAUGGCCGUCCCCUCGCCCGCCGCGUUCCCCAUUCUGCACGCGUACAUGUACAACCACCGCGCGGACGCGGUCGCGCAGGCGCUCUUCCCCGCGCUCCCGGCCGGCGCCGCGCGCGCGUUCGCGACGCACCAGGGCAUCACCGUCGCGCUCGGCUCGGGGCAGGCGAAGCACCAGCUCGCGGCGCAGCUCAUGCAGGCGGAGGGCGGCAACCUCAGCCGGCUCACCGCGGACGCGGCGCAUGUAAAGGAGGCGUGGCAGGACAUGGUCUCGCUCGGGAUGUACGACGCGCAGCUCUGGGAUACCAUCGACCUCUGCUGGGAGGUCGUCCUCGCGGCGCUCAACCUCGCCGCUGCUCAGCAGUAGAUGUGUGCUACGGCCCGGCAGUUAAUAGCUGCCAGAAGAGGAAGCCGAGGGCGUUGGCGCUGGCACACAACGCCCUCAUCUCACCUCGAACACUCACGCGUCUCCGAAUCCCGCGAACGCUAAAACACCCCGUAUCUUCGUCUUUCCACGACGCUCCUACGUCUUACAUGACGCCUCUUCCUUCGUCUUCUCUGACAAUCUCACCAUCUGGACCUCGCAUAUACCCUUACUUACACCCCCUAGUUCGCGUUCGCUUACAGCCUACACUUAACACCUCGCUUCGUUUCGUUUCGUCUGCCUUUCCGUCUCUUCCCUUCGCAAGCUACCCUACCCCCUACUAAUACUGUCCCGUCUUCUCAUCUCAUCUCAAAAUUGUAGCUUUAGCCGCGUUAAGUACUUUGAAUUGGCAUUAUUGGUGGUUUUAUCGUGAA
Molecule: messenger RNA, 1590 nt
Organism: Schizophyllum commune H4-8
Lineage: Eukaryota; Fungi; Basidiomycota; Agaricomycetes; Agaricales; Schizophyllaceae
Product: clp1-like protein
Exons: 2
Coding region: 167-1159 (330 amino acids)
Source: RefSeq, a predicted model, not a curated record